This is a messenger RNA of Entrophospora sp. SA101, 240 nucleotides long. The record is from the annotation of a GenBank genome assembly. NCBI's taxonomy places the organism in Eukaryota, Fungi, Glomeromycota, Glomeromycetes, Entrophosporales, Entrophosporaceae.
AUGUCGAUACCACAUCUUGUACUAAGCUGUGGUUUGCAGGUGAUCCAAAAAAGUACAGGGGAGGAAGGAGCCAAACAGUAUUUGGUGAAAAAGGAUCAAGAAUUGGUGCAUUGUUGUAAAGAAUUUGCCCACAUGGAGAACAAUCUCAUGAAUGCAAGAGAUCCCGCUCCAGUGCCUCGUGAAGUAUCAGCUGGAGCAUGGCUAGAUCUACCAGAAAAAUUGAGAGUGUCAUCUGAAUAA